AUGGUAACAAAUGGGGUUAGCGUUGCUCGUGUGUUGGAUGUCGUACCAGGAGUGGAACCCCAAAAUCAGAUCAAGGACCAUAACAAGGAAGCGUCAGUGAGCAUCGCGCUGUCUUGGCUGACCGAAGAGCAGAAAGAAAAGGUGACGAAGCUAGGGAGCAAGUUUGUCAACUAUGCCCCGCACUUCACGGGCCCGAGCACCCCUGUAGACUCGGCCAAAGCUGUCUUGAAAGUCAUGAAUGAGGCCUCUUUGGAAAAAGGCAGCAGUGGGGCUCUUGUCUCGAAAUUCGGGAAUAAGCAGUGGAUGUAG
Messenger RNA from Fusarium oxysporum Fo47, 309 nucleotides. RefSeq lists its product as uncharacterized. Bases 1 to 309 code for a protein of 102 amino acids. The record is from RefSeq and is a predicted model, not a curated record. Lineage: Eukaryota; Fungi; Ascomycota; Sordariomycetes; Hypocreales; Nectriaceae. The transcript is spliced from 3 exons.